UUUGCCAUAAGAGUCAGAGGUUUUGUGAAAUUAGUUUGAAGAUUGGAUUUGUGUUUAAUGUUUUGAUAAAAUGAGUGAUGGUUUCAAGAAAUGUGUUGUAGCAAUUGUGAAAUACUGUAAAAGUAUGUAGUCGAUGAAAAUAGAUUUCUAUAGAAGCAUUUCUCUUCCUAAGCCAUCCCACCAUCACUCUUUAAGAGAAGUAAAGGGGAACUUAUCAUCAGUUGUUGAUUUUCAACAAUAAACAGAACUUGCAAAGAGGUUUUUAUGGGAUUGAAGCCUUACAGAAUAUGGCAAGCACUACUAUUGGAAUUCAAAAUAUGACCAGAAUCACUACGGACAAUUCCACAGUGCAGACAGAGAUCUUCUCAGGCAUUAGCAUCUUCAUAACAUGCAUUUACUUUGCCAUCCUUGUUGUAAGUCUCAUUGGAAAUGGGCUCGUCAUAUUUGUGACUGGUUACAAAAUGAAGACGACAGUCAACUCCAUUUGGUUCCUCAACUUGGCGAUUGCAGACUUCAUCUUCUCCUUUUCUCUAAUCAUAAGAGCACUUUUAAACAUUCACGGUAUCUGGCAUGCUGAUACCUCCAAGUACGCAUUUCUCUGGUUCAUUAUUUACCUAACCUCAUUUACUAGCAUUUUGCUGCUGACAACUAUUAGUCUGGACCGAUGCCUGAGCACAUGGAUGGUUGUGUGGUCCCGUAAUAAUCGAACCAUAUUCAAAGCCAGAAUCAUCUGCGUGAUUGUGUGGGUUUUAUCCAUCAGCGGCUGCAUCCCUGCACUCAUCAAUCGCUCAGCAACAAAGAGUGAAGGAAUCAAUGGCUAUCCUAUUCAAUACUACAAGUUUCUGGUCACAUUCAGGUUUAUAGUGAGCUUUGUCAUCCCCUUCCUGAUCAUUGCAUCUUCAUAUAUAGCUAUCGGUGUGCGAGUCAAACGUCUCAAAAAGGAGAAUCAGCUUAGGUCUUACCAGGUCAUUAUAGCUGUGGUCCUGGCAUUUUUCAUAUGCUGGCUUCCUUAUCAUGUAUACAAAUUGUAUUAUAUAAGUGCAAAAGAGAAUCAGUGGAGUGAUUCUGCUAAAGAGGUUCUUUCAAAAAUGAAUGUUGUAGUUAGCUUCCUGGUUCAUCUCAACAGCUGUCUGAACCCCAUUCUCUAUGUGUUCAUGUGUGAGGAGUUUAAGAAGAAGCUGAAACAGUCUCUGCUGCUGGUGCUGGAGACGGCGUUUGCUGAAGAUCAUCUGGACUUCAGAGUCUAAAAACAAAUGAAAGAUAUCACCAUCUCUAUUUCUGCCAGCUGCCAGCCACAUAAAGACAAACAAAGCACUCAUAAUGUAUGGUCAUACAGUGUAAGACAUCAUUCGUUAACUGUAAAGGGUGUGUUUUAAUUUGCAUACAAUCACAAUAAAAAUUAAAUAUUGUGCUUUGGUAAAAUAAAGAAAACAAACAGGAUAUGCCACUUUCUGCUGUCUCUGUCUCCUUUCUGUGAACUUGUUUGUGGAGUGUGUCACAAAAAAUAAACCAAAACUCACACAUA
Megalobrama amblycephala (Wuchang bream) is the source of this 1525-nucleotide messenger RNA. RefSeq names its product C3a anaphylatoxin chemotactic receptor-like. Lineage: Eukaryota; Metazoa; Chordata; Actinopteri; Cypriniformes; Xenocyprididae. Bases 288 to 1247 code for a protein of 319 amino acids. Gene Ontology annotation, biological process: inflammatory response; positive regulation of cytosolic calcium ion concentration; phospholipase C-activating G protein-coupled receptor signaling pathway. The record is from RefSeq and is a predicted model, not a curated record. Gene Ontology annotation, cellular component: plasma membrane. Gene Ontology annotation, molecular function: complement receptor activity; G protein-coupled receptor activity. The transcript is spliced from 2 exons.